Messenger RNA from Pundamilia nyererei, 2091 nucleotides. It is a transcript of the gene b3galt4, whose product is annotated as UDP-Gal:betaGlcNAc beta 1,3-galactosyltransferase, polypeptide 4. Gene Ontology annotation, cellular component: Golgi membrane. Gene Ontology annotation, biological process: protein O-linked glycosylation. Gene Ontology annotation, molecular function: hexosyltransferase activity. Bases 517 to 1632 code for a protein of 371 amino acids. The record is from RefSeq and is a predicted model, not a curated record. The transcript has a single exon. Lineage: Eukaryota; Metazoa; Chordata; Actinopteri; Cichliformes; Cichlidae.
GAUGUCAUUUCAGAGCCUGUACGGCCAUCUGGCUGUAAAGGAAUACGUAGCUUUGUGACCUAAAAACCGCCGACCUUCAAAGCAAAGAAGCAGAAACAGCUUUGCCCCGGAAAGUCUGACAAACAAGCAUGGGUGGAGUAACGGGUCUUUAUCGCGCAUAGCUCGACCUUUAUCUCAUCUAAAACGCUUCAUAAGAGCUGGGCCAAGAGAAAGAGGGUAGCGGUGGGAAUCGACCGUUUCAUAUGCGCAGCUGCAAACCCUACUUUCUCAAAAUCCAAUCAAGCUGCAGCGUCAACAAAAAAACUAAAAGCUGGCGCAUCCUCCCACUGACACAGUCUACUGCUGGCCCUACUGUAACUGAGACCGAAAGAGGAACGAAGGGGGACGCCCGAAGGUUAAAAAAAGAAAAAAGAGACGCAAUGACAAGGAGAUACUUCUAGCUGUGAAGUCGAGGGACAGCCAAGGAUUAAGAGGGGGGAUUGUGGCGGCCACAGCGGUCUUCAGCAGAGGUUGGUCAUGAUCGGACGCGCAUUAUGGGUAUGUAAGACCCGGGCAGGAAAGAGGGGUAACAAGCCUGGGAUUCUGCCUUUUCUAUGCGCGGUGAUAGCGUGCUCAGCCCUGUCGGCUCUGCUUUUCGUGGACUUCAUUGAAUCAUGGGUCACCUCCAUGGGAAUGAACACUGUGGUAGAGCCGCACAUCGGGAUCAUCCCACCGCAAAGCGUCCCUCCUACCAGACCAGAGGAAUUUUUGCUCAUGCCUAGCCCACUUGUGUGCCAACGUGCCAAGCCUUACCUCAUCAUGAUGGUUACUUCGGCUCCUGCCAAUCAGAGGGCUCGCCAAGCCAUCAGGGACACUUGGGGAGGGGAGGUGGAGGUGAGAGGUCUGCGGGUCAUGACCCUCUUCAUGGUCGGUGUGGCGUCUGACCCCGGACUGGCUAAGCUGCUGAUAGAAGAGGCUCGGGAGAAGGGAGACCUGGUUCAGGGGCGUUUUUUGGACACGUACUCCAACCUCACCCUUAAGACUCUGUCCAUGCUGGGCUGGACCCGGAGGUUCUGCCCUCAGGCUCACUUCAUGGCCAAAGUGGAUGAUGAUGUCCUGUUCAAUCCCAGCUCUCUCCUACACUUUCUGAAUAAGAGCCGUAACCCCUAUGAACAAGGAGACUUGUACCUUGGCAGGGUGCAUCUCCAUGUGGCUCCCGACCGGGACCCGGACAGCAAGCACUACCUACCCUCAGGAGCCUACCCUUCUUCUGUCUUUCCAGACUAUUGCAGUGGCACAGCCUAUGUAUUGUCCCGGUCUGCAUUGCUCAAAAUUUCCCUGGCAGCCUCUGCAUCACCUUUAUCCACACCUCUUCCGCCCGAGGAUGUGUUUGUAGGCUUGUGUGCCCGGGCAGCUGGAGUGCUCCCCUCACACUGCCCUCUCUUCUCCGGUGGACCGAGUAUGCCAUACGGACGCUGCUGCUAUCAGGCCAUGGUGUCCAUCCACCACAUCCCACCCAGAGACAUGCUGCACUAUUGGGCUGAUGUGCAUUCACCACCUCCCUGCUCCUGGUUGAAUGUACGUGCUUCUUUGGGGAUUUGCAAAGUCCGGGCGAUGCUGGGCACAGCUCUGGGAUUGGAGCAAGGAUUGUGAGGAUUAACGGAAAGCAAACUCGGACUUAUUUGGAGGCUGUGCCUCGCUUCAAUACUGUGAACAGCACAACUGCUCUUUAGGCUGUGAAGCUACACGUGCACUACGAAAAUGCUACUUUGUUUAAUUUGAAAGCUUUAUUUUUUUAAACACCUCAAUGUACUUAUGUAUCUUAUUUUGCUGAAAAGGGAAGAUCCGCUGGUAGUAAAGGGGGCUGUCAGGAUCAGCUGUAGUAUAGGGGUGUCUGCUGCCUCCCACAUUACACUGACACGAACUGUAGAUGUAGAGCAAAGUUUAGCAUGCUGAUGCUUUACAGUAAGGACGCACGCAGCAACUGCACAUUAAAACAACAUUGUUUAGAUAACUAAGUCUAAUGAUUAUAGGCUGCUACUUUCAACACCUGCACAGGCCUGUAGUCUAGGCCAAGUAUAAUAGUUUAAAUGCAUGUUCACAAAAAAUAGG